Messenger RNA from Solanum tuberosum (potato), 3718 nucleotides. Its product is annotated as pentatricopeptide repeat-containing protein At4g17616. NCBI's taxonomy places the organism in Eukaryota, Viridiplantae, Streptophyta, Magnoliopsida, Solanales, Solanaceae. The transcript has 4 exons. Gene Ontology annotation, molecular function: protein binding. The record is from RefSeq and is a predicted model, not a curated record. The coding region runs from base 232 to 2379 and encodes 715 amino acids.
AGAGACUAUUUUGGGCCUUACACUUUUAUUGGCCGGACAUGACAAUUUGUGCUUUUUGGCCCGUCCGGCAAAAUAGAUAAAACACCACCGGAGAUCAAUUUCCGAACAACCGCUGUUCCUCCGGCCAACCUCCGCUCGAACUUAAGUUAUUCUAGUAUAAUGUUCUAUUAUUUCCAGGAUACAAUGUCAUAACACUUUAUUACUCGUGGUUUUCUGGAUAGUGUUAUCUUUAUGGCAUGCUCCUUACAAAAAGCUAUCACAGUUUGCUCUGUCUUCCGAAAAAGCUACUCUUCCAUUGUUGCUGUGUCUUCAAAUGCCAUCAGAUUGACCUACAAUAGCACAUAUGUUCCCCAAUAUUUGGGAACAGAGUCCUCAAUUUCAUAUGAAAACUAUAAACCAGGAGGUGUGAUGUUUUCUCGACAGUUCGGUUCCAGUAGAGAGUCAGAGACAUUAUCUUGGGGAGUCUCAUCUGACGUUGUUUUGCUGGGAAAGCUUGAAAGUGCAUUGAGGAAUCACAACUUGGAAGAGGCUUGGGAAACCUACAAGGAUUUCAAACGUCUUUACGGUUUCCCUGACCCCUUUCUUGUAGAUAAGCUUCUCACUAAGUUGUCGUACUCAUCUGAUUCUAGAUGGCUUAAAAAGGCAUGCAAUAUGGUAGGAUCUAUUUUAAAAGAGAAAAGGGAGAUGCUACGCACAGAGUUAAUGACCAAGCUCUGCCUAUCGUUGGCUAGAGCUCAAAUGCCCGUUCAAGCAUCAUCAAUUCUCAGACUGAUGUUGGACAAAGGAAACCUCCCACCUAUUGACAUGCUAGGGAUGAUAAUAUUUCACAUGGUGAAGACUGAUACUGGAAUGAUUGUGUCAUCAAACAUUUUGAUUGAGAUAUGUGGUAGCUCUCAACAAUUAACCACAAAGAAAUCCACUUGCACUGAGUUAAAUAAACAUAAUACACUUCUUUUUAAUCUUGUUCUUGAUGCUUGUGCAAGAUUUGGAUCAUCCAGUAAAGGCCAUCAGAUUAUUGAGUUAAUGGCCCAAGUUGGAGUGACAGCUGAUGCUCAUACUAUUUCAAUUAUUUCCUUGAUCCAUGAGAUGAAUGGUAUGCGGGAUGAAUUAAAGAAAUUUAAGAAGCAUAUAGAUCAGGUUUCAGUUCCAUUGGUUUCCUGCUAUCAGCAAUUCUAUGAAAGUCUCUUGUGUUUACAUUUCAAGUUUAAUGAUAUUGAUGCUGCUUCUGAUCUUGUACAAGAUAUUUACGGAUUUCAAGUGUCGCAUCACGAGCAGGGAAAUGAAACACAACCACCUAAACCGUGCAUUGUUGCUAUUGGCUCUGAUAAUCUGAGAACGGGAUUGAAGUUACGAAUUUUUCCUCAUUCAUUAUCAAGGGAUUCUGUUUUCAAUGUGGGACGUAAUCAGGUGCUUGUUAAGUAUAAGAAUGGGAAACUUGUCCUUAGCAACAGAGCAUUGGCCAAGCUUAUUAUACAGUACAAGAGGGGUGGGAGAAUUAAUGAUCUAUCAAAGCUUCUCUGUAGUAUCCAGAAGAAGGGCUCAGUUGAAUCUAGCAGAAUGUGCUCUGAUGUGGUUGCUGCUUGCAUUUGCAUGGGUUGGCUUGAAAUUGCUCAUGAUAUUUUGGAUGAUUUGGAUUCUGAAGGAAAUCCGCUGGACGCUAGUUCAUACGUGUCUCUGUUGACUGCAUAUUGCAACAAUAAUAAGCUAAGGGAGGCAGAGGCACUACUAAAGCAAUUAAGAAAAUCAGGUGUCAUAAAUGCAUCUGAUCCAUUGUUAGAUCCUGCAUCUAUGUGUGAACUGGAAAAUGAAAGCAAGAAGAAGCUGAAAGAAUUAGGCUCUUCGGCGAAAGGGGAGCUGGCGUACCAUAUUGUUGAAGAAAUGAGAGCUGAAGAAAAUGAAGCUUCUUUUAUGAUGCAUGAUUUAAAUUUUUCUAUCUACUUUUUUAUGAAGGCUCACAUGGUUGAAGAUGCCGUUAGGGCUUACCGAAAAAUGCAGGCAAUGAAGAUCCAUCCUACAGUGUCAACUUUCAUGAAUCUGCUUAACGGGUAUUCUUCUUUAGGGAUGUAUCGUGAAAUUACAAUCUUGUGGGGAGAUAUUAAAAGGAACAUGGAAAGUCAUAAGAACUUGAAUACCAGGGAUUUAUACGAGUUCUUGCUGUUGAAUUUUCUUCGAGGCGGUUAUUUUCAUAGGGUGAUGGAGGUUAUUGGUUUAAUGAAAGAAAAUGGCAUGUAUUUGGACAAGUGGAUGUAUAGACGUGAGUUCUUGAAAUAUCACAAGGGUCUUUACCUAAGAAUAAAAGUAUCUGAUGCUAAAAAUGACGUACAAACUCAGAGGAUUGAGCAUGUGAGGCACUUUAGGAAGUGGGUUGGCCUGGAUUAGUUCUUUUAGGUAUCAAGAAAUAUUCUUCUUGCACGCUGGGGAAAGAGUCAAGACAAUAUUGAGCCAUCCUUUGCCAAAUUUUGACAGGCUUCUCUCCAUUUUUAUCUACCUGAGAUGUGCUGUACCUCUGGGGUAGGGGUCAUUGUUUCAUUGUAAAUUAUAUAUUUCACUCAAAGACAAAAAGUUCCAGGAAAGGACGUCUUUCUCUUCAGUUGUUCCAUUGGGUAUUGUAUCUAAUAGGUCAGUGCUCUUUAGCUUGUGUGGCAGAUUGUUGAAUUUGUGACUUUUGCAUCCACUCAGUGUUUGAUUUGUCAAGAAUAUUGAAGUUGAAAAUUAUAACAUUUAAAGGAUUAGGAAACUGUGUUCUGAUUGGAACUCCAGAUGUGAUUUUAUGCUCCUUGUCAGUCUUGAGUAGCUCUUUGGGUCGGAAUUGAUACUCCGACAUGCGUGGAUAUUGAAAAUUAUUCAUGGCUCCAGUGUCUACUCCAAGUCUGUAGCUUUCUGUCAUGGAGUUGAAAAAAGUUGCUAAGGAGAUAUUGGACCACUAGAACACUGAAAAGAUAGAGCCUCCCACAUUCGUCCCUUGUUGCGACCAAGUCAUUGUGAAUUAUCUUGAAAGAGCUUAAUUUUAUGUUGAAAACUUUUUCCAGCUUAUUUAUCAAUUUUGAUCCGUCCUGGGGAAGUACAUGAAGCAAAUUUGGUAAAAAGUAUUCUGAACUUGGUACUUCUGAACCAGUUUUGCUCUUCUGAUAGACAAACAGAUCUCAUUGUCCUCACCUACAAAAUGCUACAGUAUCUUGUGUGAGAUCAUUGCCUGUUUCCAGAAUAGAGAUGCCAUGUGUUGUUGGCGGAUUUCUCUCAAGAAGACUCUUUAUCUAGGCAAAGUUAACAUUAUGUUUCCUGUUCAUCAGCUGGCCAUUAUAUACAUGAACCCCCCUCCCCGGUUUUUCUAUAGCACUAGGUUCAAAACUAUGUGGAUAGUACGCCUAUCUACCUUUCUCCGCUUGGUCUCCGACUAGGUUCAGACACGUGACUUGUGCCCAUAUGAUAUUUCUGGGGAAAAGGACCUAAGGCAAGUAUCUAUGAUUUACUGGAAAGAUUUGAGGCCGGACAAGGGAGCAAAAGAAGGGGAAAACUUCAUCAGAAAAGAAGUGGACAAUCAUUGUUUAGUUGAAGGACUUGUAAUGCUAGUGUUGUACUGUAAAAAAAAUGUGAAAAUGCAGACAGCAAUAGGAUAUACGAUUAUACAAGAUCAAUGUUUGGUUUUUAUAAUGAUACAUAGAUUUCCACAUGUUAUUGUGCAAACUGAACGUUGCACUGCACUAGCUAGUAGGGGUAU